Lolium rigidum is the source of this 459-nucleotide messenger RNA. Its product is annotated as putative histone H3.3-like type 3. Gene Ontology annotation, cellular component: nucleosome. NCBI's taxonomy places the organism in Eukaryota, Viridiplantae, Streptophyta, Magnoliopsida, Poales, Poaceae. The record is from RefSeq and is a predicted model, not a curated record. The transcript has 4 exons. Gene Ontology annotation, molecular function: DNA binding; protein heterodimerization activity; structural constituent of chromatin. The coding region runs from base 1 to 459 and encodes 152 amino acids.
AUGGCCCGCACGAAGCACACCGUGGCGAGGAUGCCCAGGCUGGAGCCCAGGGAGGCGCCGCCCGGCUUCGAGCGCUCCCGUCCCUGGAGGCCGCCGCCGCCGCUGCGGAUGGUGUCGCCAGAGCCUCGGCCGGAGCCGGAGAAGAAGAAGAAGAGGGCGCACCGGCUCCGGCCGGGCACGGUGGCGCUGCGGGAGAUCAGGAAGUACCAGAACUUCACCGGGCUGCUCCUCCCCUUCGCGCCAUUUGUCCGCCUGGUUAAGGAGAUCAAUGACUCCCUCUCCACCGAUGUGAACCGCUGGACUCCUGAAGCGCUCGUCGCGCUGCAAGAGGCUGCAGAGUAUCACUUGGUAGACUUAUUUGAAAAGGCAAAUAUCUGCGCCAUCCACGCGAAGCGAGUUACCAUCAUGCAAAAGGACAUACAUCUUGCCAGGCGCAUCGGGGGGCAAAGGCAUUGGUAA